This is a messenger RNA of Hibiscus syriacus, 1006 nucleotides long. Its product is annotated as transcription factor MYB20-like. The transcript is spliced from 2 exons. NCBI's taxonomy places the organism in Eukaryota, Viridiplantae, Streptophyta, Magnoliopsida, Malvales, Malvaceae. Bases 30 to 899 code for a protein of 289 amino acids. The record is from RefSeq and is a predicted model, not a curated record.
UUCGUUUUGAGUUGAUUUAAUAAUCAAAGAUGGGAAGGCAACCCUGUUGUGAUAAGGUUGGGUUGAAGAAAGGUCCAUGGACUGCUGAAGAAGAUAAGAAGCUUAUUAACUUCAUCCUCACCAAUGGCCAAUGCUGCUGGAGAGCCGUCCCUAAGCUUGCAGGGCUGUUAAGGUGUGGCAAGAGUUGCAGGCUGAGAUGGACUAAUUAUCUCAGACCAGAUUUGAAGAGAGGACUUUUGUCUGAAUUUGAAGAGAAAAUGGUGAUCGAUCUCCAUGCUCAACUCGGCAACAGGUGGUCUAAGAUAGCUUCUCAUCUCCCCGGAAGAACUGAUAACGAGAUCAAGAACCAUUGGAAUACACACAUCAAGAAAAAGCUGAGGAAAACGGGGAUCGAUCCUCUCACGCAUAAGCCAUUAUCCCCUGCCGAGGAACAUCAUCGUCCCCAACAGCAAGAGCAAAAGAAACAAGAUGACAAAACAAAGGAACCUGAAACAUCAUCAUCCUUAAAGUCCACAAUAACUAAACCAAAGGAGGAGGAGGAAAACCACCCAAUGGUGAAAGACGUUGAAAUCAAUGGUUUUUGCACCGAUGAGGUUCCUUUGAUGGAACCCCAUGAAAUUUUGGUUCCUAAUUGUCCACCAUCAACAUCUUCAUCCUCACCGUCUUCGUCUUCCUGUCACUCUUCCAUGUUCCUUGAAGAACUACAGCACUUCCCUGGUUUUGACUGGCCAUCUGAUGAUUACAACGCAAGCAACGGAUUGAGCUUGUGGAAUGAUGAUUUCAACAUCUGGGAUUUGCUAAUCAAUGAGGAAAGUGACAAAAGGCUACCUCUUGAUCAUUCAUUAUCGUCUCCUCAAAUGGGAUUUGAUCAAGAUUCUCGCCAACAUGAACUUUUCUGAUUAAUUUCCACUGUUUUUUUCCCUUUUAAUUUCAAUGUGGCUAUUAUUUGUUGUAAUAUUCCUUUUCGGUUGUCACGCCUUGUAAAAGAGAGGAAAAUAACAAGUUG